Molecule: messenger RNA, 2719 nt
Organism: Elaeis guineensis (African oil palm)
Lineage: Eukaryota; Viridiplantae; Streptophyta; Magnoliopsida; Arecales; Arecaceae
Product: protein KINESIN LIGHT CHAIN-RELATED 1
Molecular function (GO): protein binding
Source: RefSeq, a predicted model, not a curated record
UCCUUGUUUAAAUCGAGGGAACGGCAAAAGCUUGCCGGUUGCAAGCAGAAGUGGUGGCGGUGGCGGUGGGGAAGAAGCCGCCUUCUUCCCCUUCCCAAACCUGCAACCCAAAUCCCAUUGUUCUUCUAUUGAAUUUAAAAUUCUACAUUAUUUUUCUUCUUGGUCCCGUUUGUCCUUCUCUCCUUUUUUCCGCGUCAACAUCGGUUAUAUAUUUUCAUCUGGUUCGGUUCUCUUUUUAAGUUUAUAGUUCUUUCUGUUGAUUGGAUCCAAAUUCUUCAUCCGAUAUCGUGAAUUUUCCUUGCCUUAUAAUGCCUGGAUCAAUAAUGGAUGUGGUUGAUGGGAAUAUGGCAUCUCAUGGAUGGAAUUCCCCUCGUAUUAAAAAGAAUCUUCCGUCAAUAAAAACCACGAGGGCUUCUCCAUCUCCAACGAGCUCAGAGAGUUCUAGUGGUUGGUCGAAUUCGGGGCGGAGCUUUGGAUCUUUUGGUGGUGAAUCAAGAAGUGAUGCAGAGUCGCACCAUCUCAUUAAUGGGAAUAAGAAGGUUAUGAAGAUAUCAGAAGAGGGUGACCAUGUGAAGGAUUUGGCUGUGAGAGGGGAUAACAGUUUGCUGGAUAAGAAGUUUAAGCAGGCAUCUAAGGUCCAUUCUCCAAGCACCAAUUCUCCUGUUUCAUGGAAGAAGUCAGCAAAGCCUCCUCGAUUGCCAUUGGAAUCCAUUACACCCUCAAAGUCAAUCAUAAAGAACAAGGAAUCCCCAGAAAUAGGUGGAAAUAAUGUAAAAAAACUGGGUGCAGAACCAAGGCCUCUGAAGAAAUAUAAAAGCUUUCCUAAUAAAGAUGCCUCAAUGUUCAAGAAUGAGACUGAAGACUCCCCUAAGAUGGAGUCAACUCAUCCAGAUCUUGGUCCUUAUUUGCUUAAGCAGGCAAGGGAUGUGAUAUCUUUGGGAGAUAGCCCUCGGAAGGCUCUACAGCUUGCACUUCGGGCAGCCAAGUCAUUUGAGAGAAGUGCAUGUAAGAAGCCUAAUUUGAACUUAGUCAUGAGUCUUCAUAUUGUUGCAGAAAUUCACUGCACUUUGGGGCAGUAUGAUCUGGCAAUCCCUGUGCUAGAGCGGUCGAUUGAAAUUCCAUCUGUGGAACAUGGCCAUGACCAUGCUCUUGCCAAGUUCUCUGGGUAUAUGCAUCUGGGAGAUAUUUAUGCCACGAUGGGCCAGAUAGAGAACUCAAUACAAUGUUAUACAAGAGCUUUGGAGGUUCAGAAGCUAGCAUUGGGUGACAAGGACCCAAGAGUCGGUGACGCUUGUCGUUAUCUGGCAGAAGCUCAUGUUCAAGCACUGCAAUUUGAUGAGGCUGAAAGGUUGUGCCAAAUGGCUCUUGACAUCCAUAGAGAGAAAGAUCAUUUCGCUUCUCUGGAGGAAAUGGCAGAUCGGAGGCUCAUGGGCCUCAUUUGUGAUGCAAAAGGUGACUAUGAGUCCGCCCUUGAGCAUCUGGUCAUGGCAAGCAUGGCAAUGAUGUCCAAUGGCCAGGAGGCAGAGGUAGCUUUAGUUGAUUGUAGCAUAGGAGAGACCUAUCUAGCACUGGCUCGAUAUGAUGAGGCUGUGUUCGCUUACCAGAAAGCACUUACUGUGUUCAAGUCCACCAAAGGUGAGGACCAUCCAUUGGUUGCUUCUGUCCUUGUACGUCUUGCUGAAUUGUAUUUGAAGAAAGGGAGAUUAAGAGAAUCGAGGUCUUACUGUGAAAAUGCUCUCCUGAUCUAUGGAAAGCCACUUCCAGGGACAUCCCCUGAGGAAGUUGCUUGCGGUCUCACUGAUAUCUCUGCCAUAUUUGCAUCAAUGAAUGAGCAUGAGAUGGCACUAAAGUUGCUUCAGAGUGCCCUUGACUUCUAUAAUGAUUUGCCAGGUCAGCAAAGCAAGGCUGCUGGAGUUGAGGCUCAGAUGGGAGUAUUGUAUUAUAUCGUCGGAGAUUAUUCCGAGUCUUAUGCCUCCUUCCAGAAUUCAGUUGCAAAGUUCCGAGCUUGUGGGAAGAAAAAGUCUGCCUUCUUUGGCAUUGCUCUGAACCAAAUGGGGCUAGCAUGUGUGCAACUCGAUGAAAUAAAUGAAGCUGCAAAGUUGUUUGAGGAAGCAAAGAGCAUUUUAGAGCAAGAAUAUGGACCAUAUCAUCCAGAUACACUGGGAGCAUACAGCAAUUUGGCAGGGACCUAUGAUGCUUUGGGAAGGCUGAAUGAUGCCAUUGGGAUAUUGGAAUAUCUUGUUGAGAUUAGGGAGGAGAAGCUGGGGACAGCCAAUCCAACUGUAGAUGAUGAGAAGAAGAGGUUGUCUGUUCUGUUGAAAGAUGCUGGUAGAGUUCGGCACCAGAAGACCAGAUCACUGGAAAUUCUCCUUGAAGGCGGCAAUUCCUCUGGCAUAAAGAAAAAGGCAAUUCCAGUGUAAUGCCUGUCAUGAAUUGUGUUUCCAUGCAUACUAAACGAUCUGUAUCAAUUGGCUGCUUCUACUUGGAUGGUUGAGCGCAAAUUGGAGAAUGGCUCAUUGAAGUAUCACUGUGUGAUCCUUUAUACCAAUGAGACCACUAUUCCUUACAUUCUGCAAUGUAACCAUCUCUGUGUCUUCAUGGCCAUAAUUAUCUUUUUUUUCGAUGGUAGGCCAUAAUUCUUUGUUGUAAUUGUCUCCUAAAGCUCAUUGUCUUCAAUAGAAAGUCCACAUGCAAAAGAUUAUCCUUUGCAUAAUUACUU